Messenger RNA from Pelobates fuscus (common spadefoot toad), 1419 nucleotides. RefSeq names its product adenylate kinase isoenzyme 5-like. Bases 229 to 1419 code for a protein of 396 amino acids. Gene Ontology annotation, cellular component: cytoplasm. Gene Ontology annotation, molecular function: ATP binding; nucleoside diphosphate kinase activity. The record is from RefSeq and is a predicted model, not a curated record. The transcript has 8 exons. Gene Ontology annotation, biological process: nucleobase-containing compound metabolic process. NCBI's taxonomy places the organism in Eukaryota, Metazoa, Chordata, Amphibia, Anura, Pelobatidae.
UCAGUGUGAGGGAGAGUAGCUGCCUGGUAGAGUAGCUGUCUGUGUCAGUGUGAGGGAGAGUAGCUGCCUGGUAGAGUAGCUGUCUGGCAGUAGCAGUGUGAAGGAGGAGCUGACAGUGUCAGUGUGGAGGAGAGGAUCUGCUUGCUGCAGCGUGGGUACCACUCUCAGUCCGGAGGAGACUGAUUUGGAGAUCUGCAGGUGGCCCUGGAGGGCUCGGAGACUCAGAAGAUGGAGGGAGUGGGGAGGGAGCAGAGUGAUGUUCCAGCCCGGGAGAAGAGGAGCCAGACCGGGGAGCAGAGAGGGGACAGACCGAGGGCCACCCGGAGCUGCAGCAUGAACACAUCGGAGGCAAAGGAUUACCUUACAGACAGACAGAUCCCCAGGCUGUUCGAGAGCCUGCUCACUGGCCUCAUGUAUUACCGACCAGAGGACCCCAUCAAUUAUCUGGAACUAUGUCUACAGAGAGUCCGGGAUUUGGGGGGCCCUGAAAAAGUGCAAUGGGACACAUUCCUGAAUCGCAAUUUGCCUCCUAUUAAUGGAGGGGCUGGGAAGAAAGCAGCACACAGACCAGAGGUCCUUCCUCCCCCAUUGAUACGACGUUAUGAGCGCCUGCCUCCUAUCCAGUCACAAUUCUCCAUUGACAGUGAUUCAGAUAUGACAGAGUCUUCAGGACUUAUCCAGGAAUAUGAUGUAUUUGACCCUAACAGAGAAAGACCCAAAAUAAUCUUUGUUAUAGGUGGUCCUGGAAGUGGGAAAGGAACUCAGAGCACCAAGAUGGCCUCACAUUUUGGUUUUAUCUGUAUUUCUGUUGGCGAUAUUCUGCGCAAACAGCUGAUCCACCAUGCAAGCAGUGACCGCAAAUGGGAAUUAAUUGCCCAGAUUAUCUCUAAGGGAGAACUCGCUCCUCCUGAAACAACAAUUGAGGAGUUAAAACAACAGUUUAUAAAUCAUCAGGACGCACGUGGUUUUGUGGUGGAUGGUUUUCCAAGGGACAUAGGACAAGCAUUUACGUUUGAAGAACAGAUUGGUAUUCCGGACCUUGUGAUUUUCCUGGCCUGCUCGAGCCAGCGUUUACGGCAAAGGUUAGAGAGACGAUCUGCUCAGCAAGGGCGGCCAGAUGAUAAUGCUCACGCCAUCGACAGGAGACUGGAGAACUUUAAACAAAAUUUACCCCUGAUUGUAAAAUAUUACCAGGACAAGGGGCUCAUCGCCAGGUUUGAUGCGGACAGAGAAGAGAAUUGUAUUUUUGAAGAUAUAUGCUGUGCCGUGCAAGGCCUUCUCUUCCCAGAGUGCAUGGGACUACAAGAUUUCUCGCAGCAGGCUUUCCGUGCCUCGUCUUCUAGCAAGGACCACAGGAAGGACAAAAAAGCUACAAAUGUGACAGAACAGGUAACUGCCAUUCCUCUCACAUCCCGCUAG